Molecule: messenger RNA, 168 nt
Organism: Colletotrichum siamense
Lineage: Eukaryota; Fungi; Ascomycota; Sordariomycetes; Glomerellales; Glomerellaceae
Exons: 3
Coding region: 1-168 (55 amino acids)
Source: RefSeq, a predicted model, not a curated record
AUGACACGGUACGGCCUGAGGGAGGAGGUAGCUGAGGGAAGAAAUCGGAAUAUUCUUGGGCUUGGCCGACAGAGAAAAUGCCACCGCCACAUUCUUCGGUUACCAGCGCGAACCGGUGGGGGAACAUGGUCAGACACGAUUCCCGUGAAGAUACCCUCGCCAACAUAA